Messenger RNA from Chilo suppressalis (striped riceborer), 2971 nucleotides. The record is from the annotation of a GenBank genome assembly. NCBI's taxonomy places the organism in Eukaryota, Metazoa, Arthropoda, Insecta, Lepidoptera, Crambidae.
CCGGCGAGUGAGCGAGCGGCGAGUGUUCGUGUAUCGCGCGAGCGUCGCAUACGCACACAAACCGCUCUACCUCCUCAUUGAUACCGCUGUAACUGGUCUGGUAGUGGCAUGUGAUAUACCUCUAGGAGGAGGGUCAGAGCCGGACGAGACGCUUACCAUGAGGUUGACACAGAAAGAACAGUACCCUUGGGAAGAACCUUGGAAGCCGCUCACUGCUUCGGAGGCUUUCAUGGAAGAGGACAGGAAAAGAGCCGUGCGCACAGAGAAUACUUGCCACUGUCGGUACAAGAAUUUGUACGUACCGGAAGUCAAACGUCCACAGCCGCCGCGGUAUGACGAUGAGGGCCCUCCAAUCGAGAUCGUAACCGAGCCGCCGCCGCUGACUCGCAUAUGCGCAUGCGACGACUGUACCAAGCCUACGUUACCGGACCGUCAGGAGCCAAUCUGCUUGCAGUUCCAACGGCUGCCACUCAAAACUGUUCGUACCCGCCGCCUGGUCUUACGGAACGAGUCGGUCAUCACAGCGCGAUGGCAGACCGCAGUCAGGAAUUUUCCCAGGAAGAGAAACAGAACUCUAGCUUCAGAUCCAUGGGCUGCCGACGUGACGGAAGCGGGAGUGGCGAUACAAGUGUCGCCAUCUGGCGGCGUGCUGGGCCCAUGCGCUCGCAUCGAGCUGACGAUCAGCGCGUACGCAGACUGCUGGGGGCUGUACCGGGACCAGAUACUUAUAAUGAUGGAGAAGUUGGAGCCGCUGGUUGUGGACGUGUGGCUGGAGGUAGCCGGCGCACCGCUCAGCUUCUGCAUGAGGCCAAACAGUGACUGCGAUGAAGAGACGCCUACACUUUGGAUAUCGUCGUCGGAUCGUAAUCGUGUCGUCCGCGUGAAGAACACGUCCCGCUCCGAGCUCGCUGUGCACUCUUAUGUGUUACUAGAAAAUGAACAUCUUCAAGACGCUCUUCCGUUUCGACUCUACUUCCGCUUUUUUGACGUCCUCCCGCAGACCUGCCCCUGCGUCAAUACAUCUGAUUCGCAAGAUUUGUCCUUCGACGAGGAGUCGGCUUGUGAAUCUAUUCCCGAGGAAAUGGGCACGGGAAUUGAGUUGUUCCUGUCUGCAGACUACGGCCAGCAGGAGAAUACUUGCUUCAAGGUGGAGCCAGAGAUGACAACCAUUGCGCCGGGUGCAUACCAGCAUUUUCAAGUGACAUUUGAAACUCCCGAACACGGAGAGCAGGCACAGAACGCUAUUCUUCUACUUCGCCCGUUGCCGACAAAACCAGCUGGUCCGUGUUGGUACCGGCCCGAGCCUGCCCCUCAAGCAGUGCAGCUGCGGCCCGUGGUUCGCACAGGCGUGCUGCGCGCCUCUGACUGCAAACUGCAGGUGCAGUACUGCGCGCUCCACUUGCCAAGAGGUGACAUCAUGAGGAUUCGCAAGACUUUCCGAAUCCAGAACGUUGGUAACGGUCACUUGGACGUACAAGCGUGUACUUCGGGCGCGUGGAGCAUCGUCAUGAACCACCACCACCAGCUGGCGUGCGGCUCGGGCUGCGGCUGCGUCAACCGCAGUGGAGAGAGGACCCAUAACGUUGCGCUACACUACCCGCCCAUGAGUUCCAAUCAAAUGACAGUGGAGGUUUGCAUACACACGGCGGACGUCUGGCCAAGAGUAGAAGCCUCAGCGAGUACAUCUCCGCAGUACGAGCAAUGGAAAAAAACUGUGACACCUCUCCACUUCUACGAUUCAGACAAUGUGUUAUUAAGCAUACCAUUAAUCUUGAAGUUGGAGUAUCCCAGAGUCAACAUAGAACCAGCCGCCAUAGAUUUCGGCUUUGUGGCGGACGGCGACACCAGAAAGUCAUAUUUCACAGUGUCACACUCCAGUCGAACGGUGACUUUAGACCUAGCUGUAAUAUGGACUGGCAGCGAUGCCUUCAGACUCUGGCCGAAGACCUUACUAAUACUACCGGGCACUUCAGAACGAGUGUAUGUGCAGUACAUUGCUACAUGGUGUGGCGGUCCAGUGGAAGGAGUCGUGCGGGUAGAGUAUAGUGUUGGCGCGGGUGGUGUUGGCGCGGGGGGCGCGGGCGCGUGGUGCGCGGCCGCCGCGGCGGUGAGGGCGGCCCCCGCGCGCGACCACAAGUGCCGCGCGCCCGCACAUGAUUAUACUGAUGACGGGAAUUUACUGCCGCCGGACCUACUGGGAGGAUUCAAUCAGAACUAGGGUGGAUGACAUGCAACCUGGGAAUUGAAGUCAGAUUUAAAUGAGUCUCAAAAAAUAGAACUGGUAAUAGUAAAUAUUUAUUUCUUAGGUUUUCACGCACAUCACUCAUUAAAUAAAACACGUUUCAACGAGUAAGAUGUACUUAUUUUAUUUGUUUAUUGACGUUUCGCAGCCUUUUCGACGCAACACAAAAAAUAAAUAAACUCAAAAUUACAAAAAAGAUUUUUAAAUAAAGUACUUCAUUAAUAAAUCAGAUAAUAAAUUCGCGCAUAGACAAUAACAUUUUAAAAUCUUCCAAUGAAAUAUCCAAACGUUCAAUAAAAAGUUUUUCGAAGGUGGCUCGACAAAGUAAAUAAAAUCAUUAGUCUGACGACGCUGACCUGAUAAGGCUGCGAAACGUCGAUAAUCAAAUGAAAUAAGUACAUCUUACCCGUUGAAACGUAUUUUAUGGUAAUAGUAAGGCCAAAUUUUAAAGGGCCAGUGGGUACGAGACCAUCUAACCUAACCUUUAGGAUACCAGUUGUUUUUUUUGGCGAGCAUUUACUUUGUUUUUGGAGAUCAUUCAAUAAUGAAUUUAAAUAAAAAUACUUGUAAAUUUUUACUGAAAAUUUUGUUUUUAAAUAAAAGUCAGAUCUGUCAUACUCUUUUUCAUUUUAGUCAUAGUUUUACAAUCAAACGACUAUGACGGUCGAAAAUAAUUUAAUAUCCAGAGACAAAACGUAAAUAUAAUUAUGAUUUAAAGGUUAUAAAUAU